AACGUGGCUUUCGAGGUUUGACAUGGCAUGGGCUAACGCCCAAAUUUCAAAGGACUCCACUAUUCCACUAUUUAAUAGAUCAGUCAGUGAGGCUUAGAACAUGAACCACCGUGACCGAGAGAGAACAACAUUGAGUUCCAACUUUUAGAGACAGAAACCAAGAAAGAGAGUGAGAGAGAUCGAAGAACUAAAGAAAAGUUAGGGUUUUUAUACUUCAUCUGAAGCUUGAACAAGGUUUCAGAGAUGGGAUCUAAUGAGCCAGAUGGAGCUGUACCUACAGACUUGCCCCCACCACCACCACUCCCUUCUGAUGUAGUACCACUACGAGUGGAUGGUGGAGUUGCUGAAAUAGUUCCAAAGGUUUCUAAACCAAAACGUGUCCCCAUGGCCAGGAAGGGCCUUGGAAACAAGGGACAGAAGAUACAGCUGCUCACCAAUCACUUUAAAGUUGCCGUCUCAAAUUUGGAGGGCUACUUCUACCACUACUGUGUUACCCUGUUUUACGAAGAUGGGCGACCUGUGGAUGGUAAAGGCAUUGGUAGGAAAGUGAUAGAUCGAGUGAAAGAGACCUAUGAUACCGAGUUGGCUGGGAAGCAUUUUUCUUAUGAUGGGGAAAAGAGUCUAUUUACUGUGGGUCCCCUUCCAAGUAACAAACUUGAGUUCACUGUUGUGCUUGAAGAGGCCUCAUCAAACAGAACUGCUGCUAAUGGGAAUGGGAAUGCGAACGGGAGCCCUGGUGGCGAAGGCAGUCCAAAUGAAACAGAUAGAAAGAGGUCUAGGCGUCCUUACCAGACAAAGAGUUUCAAGGUAGAGAUAAGUUUUGCUGCCAAGAUCCCCAUGCAGGCCAUAGCAAAUGCAUUACGUGGUCAAGAGACCGAGAACUCACAAGAAGCUCUCAGAGUUCUAGAUAUAGUCUUACGACAGCAUGCAGCAAGACAGGGUUGUCUACUUGUCCGUCAGUCUUUCUUCCACAAUGAGCCACGGAACUUUGUUGAUUUGGGUGGUGGAGUCCUUGGAUGUAGAGGGUUUCAUUCCAGUUUUAGGACCACUCAAGGUGGAUUAUCUCUGAAUAUUGAUGUAUCCACUACCAUGAUAAUAAGGCCAGGACCUGUAAUUGAUUUUUUAUUGGGCAACCAAAAUGUGAAUCAUCCAAACCAAAUUAACUGGGACAAGGCUAAGCGAACCCUUAAAAAUCUAAGGGUCAAGGUUAGCCCCUCAAAUUCAGAGUAUAAGAUCACUGGACUGAGUGAGUUGCCUUGUCGUCAACAAAUGUUUUCGAUGAAGUCGAAGGGUGCAGAUGCAGAUGGUGGAACUGUCGAACUUACAGUGUAUGAUUAUUUUGUUAACCAUCGGCAUACUGAGCUAGAGUACUCUGCUGAUUACCCAUGCAUCAAUGUUGGGAAGCCGAAAAGGCCGACAUAUAUCCCAGUUGAGCUUUGUUCAUUGGUAUCUUUGCAACGCUACACUAAGGCACUGUCUACUCUUCAAAGAUCUUCGCUUGUGGAAAAAUCAAGGCAAAAACCCCAGGAGCGAAUGCAAGCUUUGAGUAAUGUGUUGAAAAUCAGCAACUAUGAUAAUGAUCCAAUGCUAAAAUCUAGUGGUGUUACAAUUUGCAGUCAGUUUACUCAAAUUGAAGGGCGUGUUCUUAUGGCUCCCAAGUUGAAGGUGGGAAAUGGUGAAGAUUUCUGUCCACGUAAUGGGAGAUGGAAUUUCAAUAAUAAGAAACUAGUGGAACCAACCAAGAUUGGGAAAUGGGCUGUUGUCUGUUUCUCUGCUAGAUGUAAUAUCCCUAGUCUUCUUCAAAACCUAACCAGAUGCGGUCAGCAAAAAGGAAUUGCCAUUGAUGAGCCAUUUGAUGUCUUCGAAGAGAAUCCCCAGCACAGACGCAGCCCAGCUAAUGUCCGUGUAGAUAAUAUGUUUGCUCAAAUGAAAGCAAAACUUCCUGGGGCCCCUCAAUUUCUUCUCUGUAUUCUAGCAGAGAGGAAAAAUUCAGAUGUCUAUGGACCAUGGAAAAGGAAAUGCUUGACAGAAUUUGGAGUCGUUACUCAGUGUAUUGCACCAACUAAAGUAAACGACCAGUAUGUUACAAAUGUGCUGUUGAAGAUCAACGCCAAACUUGGUGGUAUGAAUUCAUAUUUGUCUAUUGAACGCUCUCCCGCUAGCAUUGUCGGCAAGGCUCCCACCAUUAUCCUUGGCAUGGAUGUAUCGCACGGGUCUCCUGGCCAAUCUGAUGUACCAUCUAUAGCUGCAGUGGUUAGCUCCAGGGAAUGGCCUUUGAUCUCGAAGUAUAGAGCCUCAGUGAGGACCCAGUCUCCGAAAGUUGAAAUGAUUGAUUCUUUGUUCAAGAAAGUGUCAGAUACAGUGGAUGAAGGCAUUGUUAGGGAGCUGCUUCUGGACUUCUAUACGAGUUCGCGUAAACAAAAGCCUGACCAAAUAAUAAUUUUCAGGGAUGGGGUCAGUGAGUCGCAGUUCAACCAAGUGUUGAACAUUGAGUUAGACCAAAUCAUAGAGGCCUGCAAGUUUCUUGAUGACAAAUGGAACCCAAAGUUUACAGUGAUCAUUGCACAGAAAAAUCAUCACACUAAGUUCUUUCAGAGUGGAUCUCCUGAUAAUGUUCCACCUGGUACAAUUAUUGACAAACAGAUAUGUCAUCCCCGCAACAAUGAUUUCUACAUAUGUUCACAUGCUGGAAUGAUUGGAACCACUCGUCCCACUCAUUAUCAUGUUCUGAUGGAUGAGAUUGGGUUUACGGCUGAUGACAUGCAGGAGUUGGUGCACUCACUAUCCUAUGUGUACCAAAGAAGCACUACUGCGAUAUCUGUUGUUGCCCCUGUGUGCUAUGCACAUCUUGCUGCAGCUCAGAUGCAACAGUUUCUCAAGUUUGAAGAUAUGUCUGAAUCCUCAUCAAGCCAUGGUGGGGUAACAUCUGCCACUGGAGUUCCUGUGCCUGAACUUCCCAAGCUUCAUGCUAACGUGAGCAGCUCCAUGUUCUUCUGUUGAGAAGUGAGCUGCUGAUACUUUUGUAAAUGGUCAAAGUGUUUUUGAGAACAUAGACCUUUCUUUUGGAAGGGGUGUACAUAAAGCUGUGACUGUUACUUGUGCAGCAGCCUAUUUUGGUUGUAGGUUAUGACUGUUUUAGGGACGGGUAAACCUUAUUAGGUCUUUUGUUUGUUCUGGAGGUGCUGUUACAGCUAUCACAGCUCUCUUUUUUGGCUAGUUAGGUGCUGUUACAGGCUAACAGCCUUCUCUUCGGACUAGUUGUCUGUUUCUCUUUUUUCUGGUAUCAUCUACUUGCGGAAAACUUGGAAUACUGGUUUUAUCAAUGCUAUAUAUCCUACUGUUCUUUAUGUUUCUUUA
Molecule: messenger RNA, 3357 nt
Organism: Papaver somniferum (opium poppy)
Lineage: Eukaryota; Viridiplantae; Streptophyta; Magnoliopsida; Ranunculales; Papaveraceae
Product: protein argonaute 4A-like
Exons: 23
Coding region: 244-3000 (918 amino acids)
Biological process (GO): regulatory ncRNA-mediated post-transcriptional gene silencing
Cellular component (GO): cytoplasm
Molecular function (GO): RNA binding; protein binding
Source: RefSeq, a predicted model, not a curated record